Molecule: messenger RNA, 846 nt
Organism: Chelonoidis abingdonii (Abingdon island giant tortoise)
Lineage: Eukaryota; Metazoa; Chordata; Testudines; Testudinidae
Source: RefSeq, a predicted model, not a curated record
AUGGGGCGGGGGCCUGUGGCCGUGGCCGGGAGUUUAAGUACAAGUAUCUUCCAGCCAUGGAAGAGGACUACGCGCAGGCCCAGCCCGAUGCAGUGGAACUUGGAGAGAUUCUCAGGGGCUCAAGUAGAUCAGAAGCUGAGUAAAUUGGUGCAAUACCAGCUGAUCAAGGAUUAGAAGAAAAUCCCCAUCAGAUGGGGAGAUAUUCUGAAGAAUGCCAUCAAGGACUACAAAGAAGUCUACUCUGAGAUUGUUAACUGAGCCAGCAGGACCCUCCAGCGGGUGUCUGGGCUGCAACAGGUGGAGAUAGACACCAAGCAUCACAUCUACAUCCUGGUCAACCUGGAUGGGGAGAACCUGAAACAGGACGAUUGCACAGCCAAGCUGGACCCCCUCACCCUCAUCCUCAGCUUCCUCUACCUGAAGGGCAACACUGCCAAGGAGUGAAGCCCCGCCCCUUCCAUGUGGGCCCCGCCUCCUGACUGACAGGCUCGCUCUGCCCUUCCAGCUGAGCUGUGGGAGAUGUUGAAGAAACUGUAAAUUGGACCCAGGCAGAGACAUGAGGUCUCUGGGGAUGUCAGGGAGUUGGUGACUAUGGAAUUGGUCCAGCAAAAGUACCUGGAGUACAACCGCACGCCCAACAUGGACUCGGCCGAGGUUGAGUUCCAGUGGGGGGUGCAGGCCACCAAGGAGACCUCCAAGAUGCAGAUCCUGCACUUCGUCACCAAGAUCCAGAGCAAGGAUACCAAAGCCUGGACCAGGCAGCAGCUGCAGUGGCCCUGGUGGGGCCAGCCGGGGGGCGUGCAGGAGGAAGUGGCCAGCCCCCACUUCACCCACAGCGCCUUGUGA